AUGAAGCAUUAUGUGCAUCGUGAUUUUAUUUGUGAGAAAAAAUUUUCAUUCUCGGCCCAUAGAGUGUUUGGGGUCAUAAAAAAUAUUGAGGAUCGAGGGUGGUUAGGUUCUUUAACUGGGCUGGAUGGUUUUGUUCCUAGAGUUGUACAAGAAUUCUAUGCCAAUCUCAAUGAUGAUCUGUUUGAUAGGAAGUCUUUUAUGUUUGGACAAGUUUAUGUCCGAGGGAAUUGGUAUUUGUUCAAUGCUGUUGAAAUUACCAAGGUUCUUAAUUUGCCUCUUUCUGUUGAUAAUGUUGUUGUUGAGUUUAACAAAGAUAAGGUGCUUUCGGAGUUGGUAGGACAAAAUAUGGUGUGGGAACCUCACUCUGUCCUCAAAGUAACAGAUCUUACUCAUUACUAUGCUGUGCUUCACAAAUUUGCCACCUCCAACUGGAUUCCCACUACUCAUACCUCAACCAUUACCUUUGACACGGCCUUCUUUCUGUACAAAGUUGGAACUGGUCUUCAUGUUGAUCUUGCCUCUCUCAUUUUUGACCAGAUCACUGGCUUAGGGAAUGCCAAAAAGAAAGGUCAAUAUUUGGUGUUUCCCCAUUUGAUCUACAAGUUGCUUGAUUCUCAAAAGCCUCUUCGCUUGGAAUAUGAAAUCUUGACUCCUCCUAGUGCCGGAGCAGACUACAAACUCAAAAAGGAACCAUCAUCUGUUAAAGCAACUAAAGGGAUUUCUCUCAAGGCUGGCGAUGCUGAUUCUGUUGCUGCUGAACUCGCUGGUGUCAAGGCCACCCUGGAAUCUGUUCAAACAGAAGUGAUCAGCCUCAAGAGUUGUCUUCCACAAUGGUGUCUCACUUUGCUGCCGGUCCUUCCCACUGAGUCCAUUUAG
This is a messenger RNA of Humulus lupulus (European hop), 876 nucleotides long. RefSeq lists its product as uncharacterized. The transcript has a single exon. Lineage: Eukaryota; Viridiplantae; Streptophyta; Magnoliopsida; Rosales; Cannabaceae. The record is from RefSeq and is a predicted model, not a curated record. The coding region runs from base 1 to 876 and encodes 291 amino acids.